Uranotaenia lowii is the source of this 1155-nucleotide messenger RNA. RefSeq lists its product as uncharacterized. The transcript has a single exon. Lineage: Eukaryota; Metazoa; Arthropoda; Insecta; Diptera; Culicidae. The record is from RefSeq and is a predicted model, not a curated record. Bases 1 to 1155 code for a protein of 384 amino acids.
AUGGCGAAAAACGUUCAGUUGAAGUUGCUACAAAAGAGAGAGAGGCAAAUAGUGCUUCUCAUGGACAGUGUUGACCGAUUCGUGCAGAAUUAUGAACCAGAUCGUGAUGAGUGUCAGAUUGCUUCAAGGCUCGGAGCCUUGGAGCCUGUGUUCGACGAAUUUCAUGAAGUGCGCAGUAAAAUCGAGCUGAUCUUUUAUGAAAGUGAAGAGAAGAAGGCCAAGGAGCUCUACGGCGACGCCAAAGAUGAAGCAGAAGCCCAACGUGACGAAGAAAACGACAUGCUGCUGCUGAGUUUUGAAGAUCGUUUCUUCCGAUUGAAGGGUGCUCUAUCGAAACUUCAACAUAAACGUGAACAAGCUUCACAUGACGACAACUCCUUUCAUCGUGAAAGCCAUGCCUCCAUGGGGUCGAGAGUUAAGCUGCCAGAAAUCCGAUUGCCCAGUUUCAGUGGAAAACUUCGCGAAUGGGUUUCAUUCCGCGACAGUUUUCAAAGUUUGAUCCACAACAACGGACAACUCGCACCCAUGGAAAAGUUUUCAUACCUCAGGUCAUCGUUAAGCGGCGAAGCACUCGAAGAAGUUAUCUCUAUCGAACUCUCAGACGUCAAUUACACUGUCGCCUGGGAGAUUCUGACAGAGCGCUAUGAGAAUAAGAAGCUGAUAGUGAAGGCGUACCUAGACGCACUAUUUUCCCUCGAACCGAUCAGAAAAGAGGGGUAUGAGAGCAUCAACAAUCUCAUAUCUGAAUUCGAAAAGAAUCUUAUGAUGCUGCAGAAGGUCGGCGAAGACACUGAUGGCUGGAGCACCAUUUUAGCGCACAUGCUGCACUCGCGACUAGACCCUGUCUCUCUGAGAAACUGGGAAACUCAACACAACAGUAAGGAGGUUCCAAAAUACGAGGACAUGAAGAAGUUUUUGCGCAAUUACUGCUCCGUUCUACAGUCAGUUGCCCCGAUGAAAGAACCCCGCUACAACAUACCAGAUCAUCAUCAGCCAAGAACCCAAUCAGCGAGCUACACGACAUUUAAGUCCUCAAACCAGUGUCCAUUUUGUAGUGAAACGUGGCACUCACCGUUUCACUGCCAGAGAUUCCUUCGAUUGAAGAUAUCAGAACGUGUUGAAGCCGCCAAUCGAAGUCGAGUCUGUAGAAAUUGA